ACUAGUCUUAGGUACCUUCUGACUGAUCAACCCCCGAGCGAGAUCGGUCUGUACAUUGUAGAAUAUAUAUUCAAUACAGCCACGUCUCAAUCCUCCACACCUAUGCCUCUCUGCCUACAUGCGAAUGAACGUGUCAUUCAUGACUGCUUUGAUCUUCUUUAACAACCCAUGUCCCUCCGACUUGACCAUCUACCGUAUACACCAUGCCAUUCGCCAGUCUUUGUUUAUCCCCACUCCUGCCGCUCUUCAACGCUCUCAGCAUGGCUCUGUGGGGCCUCCUCGGCUCUGGCCGUCUGGAGUGUUAGUGCGGUAUCAACCACAAUGGCGGUCAAGCACGACUCCGUCGGCGGCGCAGGAACGGGCGUUUACCCACCCUUCUCGUCUAUGUACCGGGUUCGAGGAUGUUAUUUAAACCCACUGCAGCAGUUUUGCUUGAACUUUGACCGGAGACUAGCAUGCUGGGCUUGCCGAGACUUCCGGUCGAUAUCAAUGCGUUACAUUGGAGGCUAAGGAUUGAAUGGAUUUGGCUCGGUGAUCUGAUCUGACCAAAUCAGACCUAGACAUCAGUCAUAGAUAACAAGGGUGAUCACAGGCAUCAGGAUCACAUCCACACUCCGAUCUCGA
This is a messenger RNA of Macroventuria anomochaeta, 624 nucleotides long. RefSeq lists its product as uncharacterized. The record is from RefSeq and is a predicted model, not a curated record. The transcript has a single exon. Lineage: Eukaryota; Fungi; Ascomycota; Dothideomycetes; Pleosporales; Didymellaceae. Bases 169 to 510 code for a protein of 113 amino acids.